AUGACAUUUCCAGGGCAGCAUCACUUGGAACUGGCUGCCUUGCGCCGCGAGCUUACGCGUGAAGCCACAGAAGUUUCAGCUGAAGGGUUGGAAGAAACGGAUGCAGAGGAGGAAUCCGAACCAUCCACGGUGCAACUGAGGUGGAAUCGUUUGACCCAAAAGCUCCUUUACGAGCAAGAGUGGUUGGAGAAUGUCACAGGACUGGAUCCAGUUGAGAAGGAGAGUACGCAGCACCAAGACCUUCACAUGCGUCGUGCGUGGCACUCUUCCAUGAUGAACCGCAAACGUUCACGGACGAUGCGCUUUUCGACGGGUCCUGGGAAUCUGCACCUGAAAAUCAACGAAGCGCAAACAGAUGAUUCGAUGCUGCAGAGGUUCGUGGUGAGGCCACAGAACAACCUGCAGUUGGCAUGGUCCAUCAUGGCCUGCAUCCUCAUCAUGUGGGAUAUGAUCACCAUCCCUCUGGAGUUUUUCGACGCCAAAGAGCUGGCAGACGUCCAAAGUGUGGUGAACAUUUUGACCUUCGUUUUCUGGGUCAUCGAUAUGCCCUUGAAUUGUUUCUUCGGCGUCCACCGCAACGGCGUUGUCGAGCUGAGACCCCAGGCCUUGUUCAGGUUCGGAGGCACCAUGUCCACCACUUUGACCUCGGGUCGCUACUUGCGCGCGUUGCGAAUUUUGCGCCUACUGCGUUUGACGCGAAUUGGAAAGCUCCAGAAGAAAUUCAGCAUUUUGGCGACCCGGUUCUUGUCCACCUACGUCUUCAUGAUCUUGAAGGUGGUGUGGACCCUGACGUUGAUGCUGGCCAUCAACCAUAUCAUCGCUUGCUGUUGGUAUGGCGUAGCAACCCUCACGGAGGAUGGCUCCACCUGGCUGGCACAGGUGGAUACCGGCAGGGUCAACGUCUACGAUCUCUAUGUAGCAUCACUUCACUGGUCCCUGACUCAAUUCACACCUUCGACCAACAACAUCGCACCAGCCAAUGGUCUUGAGCGCAGCUUCGCAGUCUUCGUGAUUUUGUUGGCCAUGGGCUUCUUUUCCUCGUUCGUGGGUUCCAUCACCUCCACGGUGAACUCGUUGCGGCACAUCCAGGCAGCCAAGGUCAAACAGCAGGACACCCUGCUGCAGUUCUUCGUAGAGCGGAACAUGUCCUUGGAUCUGUACAGCAAGGUGCAGGAAGUCAUCAAAACGGAAAACUUGGCAGAGGUCAGGCUACAUGAGACGGAGGUGGCUUUAGUGAACAGCUUGCCUGAACGAUUUCGCAUGCAGCUCCAUGAGGAGAUGUACAUGAACUCCUUGCUGAAGCUGGAGUGCUGGCCUAGAGAUAUGGCUAAAGACUUGCUGAUUGAGACCGACAAUGAGGCUUUCUUGCGACAGAUUUGUCAUCAUGCCAUGUCGGAGAGCGUUCUGAAGCGAGGGGAGGAUCUCUUCUUGCCUUUGAAGGAUUGCGAUCAUGUCUACUUCGUUGAGCAGGGAUACGGAUUGAAAUAUGCAUCGCAUGGUUACUCAACGGUUGUGAUGCCGGGUGACAGUCUCUGUCUCCCAGCGAUUUGGGCUGAAUGGCACUACUGCGGUCGCUGCACGGCGGAGUUCGGCGCAGGAUAUGUCACUCGAGUGAAUGGAGAGACCUUUGCAAAUCUGGCGAUGAAGUUUUCAGGAGAAGUCGCUCGCUAUUUGCAAAUCUUUGGAAUUCUUCUGAUUGGCGCUCUUGAGUGUGAUGUCGACGCUGACGACCUGUGUUUCAACGCGGAGAAAAUGGAAGCUUUGGCCUCGCGCGCCCACAUUUUUGCACAUGCCAGCGCCACACAAACCCACGGUAGCCUGUUCGAGAAACCCGUGUCCCGAGACAAUUUGCCCGAUUUGUCCCCAAAAGGGAAAUGGAAGGGAGGAUUUAUCUGACCAGAUCUGACCUGAGCGAUU
Messenger RNA from Cladocopium goreaui, 1917 nucleotides. Lineage: Eukaryota; Dinophyceae; Suessiales; Symbiodiniaceae. The record is from the annotation of a GenBank genome assembly.